AUGGCCACCAUAGCGGCGUCCACCGCCGCCGCCGCAGGCCUGCUCUACUACGCCGACCAACGCAUUGGUGUGAGCAGGGACAUCCAACAAUACCGUCAGGACAAAUCCUUUACGAAGCGCAUGGUGCAAUUCGUAGAUAGACUGGGUCCUCAAUCACCUCACCUAUAUCGCAUGCUGGAACUCUGCGACCCAAAUGCCGAUGCGUUGUGGUUCGAAGGCCGCUCGUGGAAUUUCAGAGCUCUCAAGGCUCAGGUGGAUGAACUGGCCCUCGGCUUGAAGGAGAGUCUGGGUGUCAAAGAUGGAGACAUCGUGGCUGUGUUCAUGACGAACUCACCCGAGAUGGUCGCUAUCAUCUACGCUCUGACAAGGCUGGGAGCGGCUCCUGCAUUAAUCAACAAUGCCCUCCGGGACGAUACAUUGCUCCACUGUGUGAGGCUACCGAAAUCAAACCUGAUUCUCAGCACCCCGGACUUGGCUGGUUAUGCAGCGUCGGCAGCGCAGUCAAUGGGUGGUGGGGAUGUCAAGACCGUGAGGCUGAAUCUGGGUUCUUUUCGACCUUCGCCGCUCUCGACCGACAAUGGAGGUAUAAUCGACUUUCCCUUCCCAGACCCAUCCCUAUCACCAGCCUCGUCCUUGCCUCCGACACCACCCAAAACACUCGGCUCAGUGGCCGCCCUGAUCUACACUUCUGGCACGACAGGCAAACCCAAGGCCUGCAGUAUCAAAAAUGGUCUCAUUUGCGCGGUUGGAUGCACUAGUUCUUCCGACGCCGCCAACCCCAAGAAAUACCUCCAGGGCCUCCGCGCAUACUCAUGCAUGCCCCUUUUCCACGGCACCACAUUCUUCGCCGGCAUGUGCUACUCCGUGGGGCAGAGCGGCUGUUUCUGCUUUGCGCGGAAGUUCUCGGCCAGGGGGUUCUGGAAAGACGUACAUGAAUCCCGCGCCACGAGGAUCCUCUACGUCGGCGAACUGUGUCGCUUCCUUCUGGCCACCCCACCCGGGCAGUAUGACAAGAACCACAACGUCAUCGUGGCCGCGGGCAACGGUCUGCAAAAGGAUGUCUGGGUAGCCUUUCAAGAGCGGUUCAGUGUCCCCGAGGUCCGCGAAUUCUACCGAUCCACCGAGGGACUCGUUAAGUUCGACAACGUCCACCGCGCGGGCCAGCCCGGCGCAGGGAAAGUCGGGUACCUGGGCCCGUUGAGGAAGAAGAUCCUGGAGAAAGAUCAAUUCAUCAUCCGAUUCGACUACGACACCGAGUCACCCGUCCGCGACCCCAAGACCGGCUUCUGCGUCGUGUGCCCCAAGGGCGAGCCGGGUGAGGCCAUUGCGCGGAUCCACAACCUGGCGACCUACACGAACUACCACAACAACGAGUCCGCCACGGAGCAGAAGUUCCUCCGAGACGUGUUCGAGAAGGGCGACCUGUUCCAGCGCAGCGGGGACCUGCUGGUGCAGGAGAGCGACAACUGGGUGAGGUUCGUGGACCGCAUCGGCGACACGUACCGGUGGAUGGGCGAGAACGUGUCGGCGGGCGAAGUGCGGGCGUUCAUCUCCGAGCUGCCGGGCGUCAAGGACGCCGUCGUCGUCGGCAAGCGGCUGGCCAAGUACGACGGACAGGUCGGCACGGCGCUGAUCGUGCUCGACUCGGCCAUCAACAACAACAGCAAUCACGAGAAGCAGGAGGCCUCGGGCCCGCUGGCCGGGGAGAAGGCCUUCAUGACCCGCCUGUUCCAGGCGCUGCGAGGCAAAGGCGUCCCGCGCUACGCCGUGCCCAGGCUGGUCAUGGUGCGCGACGAGCUCGUCGACGUGGGCGACACCUUCAAGCACGCCAAGAUGGUGGUCAAGAACAUCGACUGGGCCGCCGGUUCCACCUCCCCCGACCACGGCAGGACCAGGAAGUACUACCUAGACCUCGAGGAGGAGCGGUUCAAGGAGCUAGAUGCCGCGAGUUGGAAGCGCAUCGACGAGGGGCGGGCCAAGCUGUAG
Cladophialophora immunda is the source of this 1986-nucleotide messenger RNA. RefSeq lists its product as uncharacterized. The coding region runs from base 1 to 1986 and encodes 661 amino acids. The record is from RefSeq and is a predicted model, not a curated record. Gene Ontology annotation, molecular function: long-chain fatty acid transmembrane transporter activity; long-chain fatty acid-CoA ligase activity. NCBI's taxonomy places the organism in Eukaryota, Fungi, Ascomycota, Eurotiomycetes, Chaetothyriales, Herpotrichiellaceae. The transcript has a single exon.